GAUUCUACGAACCCCGAGCGUGACGAGUCGGGUGCUUCCGGGCCCCCUGUCCCAGAGCGCAUGGGCGAUGAUGAUGCUCUAAUGGUUGAUUCUACAAACCCCGAGCGUGACGAGUCGGGUGCUUCCGGGCCCCCUGCCCCAGAGCACAUGGGCGACGAUGAUGCUCCAAUGGUUGAAUCUGCAAACCCCAAACAUGACGAGUUGGGUGCUCCCAGGCCCCCUGCCCCAAAGCACAUGGGCGACAAUAAUGCUCCAAUGGUUGAAUCUACGAACCCCGAGCGUGACGAGUUGGAUGCUCCCAGGCCCCCUGCCCCAGAGCACAUAGGCGACGAUAAUGCUCCAAUGGUUGAAUCUGCGAACCCCGAGCGUGACAAGUUGGGUGCUCCCGGGCCCCCUGCCCCAGAGCACCUUGGGAAUAGACCAACCCGCGAUACAGCACAGGAUCAUGAAGAAGAUGACCUCGCCUCUAGGGCUGACACCGCCCACCGGUUAUUAGACAUGCUUCAAAGCAAAGAACAGAGAGAAAAACCACAACCUACACCAAUUCCUGACGUACAACCUACGCCGGCCCCUAUCAUACAAUCUACCACCAACACAACAAAAACCAAUGUCAGCCAAACAAAAUCUCAUAGAAACCGCCACGUGAAGGAUCGGUGCGCCUAUGCGCGGGUAAUGAGUAAUACAAAUAUUCAGGCUGUGGCUAGCUUAGCGAGGUAUAACAAACAGAAUCCCCACAAUGAAGUUCAAAACAAUACAUCUCCAGUCCGCGCCUUCUUCCAAUACACCCUUACCCAGCAUCUUAUGCAAAUAGAUCCAGUUCUUUUCAUCAUACAGCAUUAUCUUCGGCCAUUCUUCCAUAAAGAGAAUGCACUCGAUCCUCAUACCAUGGCGAUUCCCCUGCCAGCCAUCUACGCACACCCUCAAACUGUGUCCUUAUCCAUCUGGAUGUAUGAUCCAAACUGGGAUGGCGAGGACACAUACUGCACUUCUUUAUAUGGUGUUGUCCCUAUCAUCAACCAGAACAGUGCCAGCAUGCAAUACCAUACCAUACCAUUUAGAACCAGCAGGGCAGUUGCUCUACAAUUUGCAAAAAAGUGCAAAGAACUAAACAAUCCACUUGAAUUUGCCCCCGUGCCAGUUCGGGUAAAUCCCAACAUCACUAUAAAGGUGCAUCAGUCCCAGACCCAGAUAUUCCCCGUCACUGAAGCGACAGUUUCUACAUUAAGCGCGGUGAUCUGGGACAGAUGUAUCCCCAUAACACCAUAUUCAAAACCCCACGGUCAUGAGAAUGAACAGAUCCUCGCAUAUCAGGUUUAUUUCACUCAUCCAGAAUAUAAAGACACAAUCCGCUACCCUCAGCUGGAGAAAGCCCGCGCCAAUUGCCAUCCAUUAUACACUAAUACCAACAGGCAGGCUGCGCAGUUCAUAGAGAUACCAGACUACUACAGAUUAUCCUAUCUUACCCCUCUUAGCGGCAUCGAUAACCUAGGUCGGGCCAUUCUAGCCCAGCAGCCAUAA
Messenger RNA from Talaromyces atroroseus, 1518 nucleotides. RefSeq lists its product as hypothetical. The record is from RefSeq and is a predicted model, not a curated record. The transcript has 2 exons. NCBI's taxonomy places the organism in Eukaryota, Fungi, Ascomycota, Eurotiomycetes, Eurotiales, Trichocomaceae. The annotation marks the transcript as partial.